Molecule: messenger RNA, 1780 nt
Organism: Acipenser ruthenus (sterlet)
Lineage: Eukaryota; Metazoa; Chordata; Actinopteri; Acipenseriformes; Acipenseridae
Product: survival of motor neuron-related-splicing factor 30-like
Exons: 6
Coding region: 188-901 (237 amino acids)
Biological process (GO): regulation of alternative mRNA splicing, via spliceosome; mRNA processing
Cellular component (GO): nucleus; cytoplasm; precatalytic spliceosome
Molecular function (GO): RNA binding
Source: RefSeq, a predicted model, not a curated record
UCGCACGAAUUGCUGUGGAACUGAAAGGAGGUUCAUGUUUGUUUCUGAAAUCUCGCGAGGCUCUGUGUCGUGACGAAUUCUGGCUAAACCGUGUCUUAGAAACGAAAAAGAAAAUAUUAAGGGAAGAUAAAACCAAUGAAAUAUCCAGUAUCUCAUUUAUAAGAACCCGGACGUCUAAACAGUAAAGAUGUCAGAUGACCUGGGGAAGCAGUUAGCCAGUUACAAGGCUCAGUUCCAGCAGGUUGAAGCAGCCUUGUCUACAGAUCCAGAAAAUGAGGACCUGCUUAAACUACAGAAAGAUUUACAGGAAGUGAUAGAGUUAACCAAAGACCUCCUGUCGAAUCAGCCGUCAGUGGCUGCCACCAGUUCUGACAGCUCAGCCAUUGUUCCUCUCAGUCACUGCUGGGAGGUCGGGGACAGCUGCAUGGCAGUCUGGAGUGAGGAUGGACAGGUUUACGAAGCAGAGAUUGAGGAGAUAGACGAAGACAAUGGCACAGCUGCCAUCACUUUCUUGGGAUACGGCAAUGCGGAAGUCAUACCCCUGGUGAACCUCAAGCCUGCGGAGGAGGGUAAGAAUUCAGAGGACGACGGGGGCAAGUCUAAAUCAAGAAAGGAACAGAUAGCCCAGCAGAGGGAGUAUAAGAAGAAGAAAGCACUGAAAAAGGCCCAAAGAAUGAAGGAACUUGAGCAAGAGCGAGAGGACCAAAAAUCAAAGUGGCAGCAAUUUAACAAUAAAGCCUAUUCAAAGAACAAGAAAGGACAGGUGAAGAGGAGUAUAUUUGCAUCACCAGAGAGUGUGAAUGGUAAAGUUGGUGUCGGAACAUGUGGAAUAGCAGAUAAACCGAUGACUCAAUACCAAGAUACAUCUAAAUAUAACGUAAGGCAUUUAAUGCCACAAUAACAUGACACUGGGUAGAGUGAAGCAGCACAAGUCUGCAUUAACAGUAUUCUUUAUUAGCAAGAAAUCCAUUCUCUGAAAUCUCAAGAAGCUGCUUACAUCUUGUCAGCUAGCUUGUCUACUCAAUUCGAAGAGUUUUUAAACUUUUGCUGACUGUGCAAGAGUGGAAACAUUGCAAAAAUGCACCUUUGGGAAUACUGGGUUUUAUUUUUGGAGUGUGUUUGAGAAGUACACAAGCUAAGCAGUUUUAGUAAACAACAUCCAAACUAAUACAGAACCACUGUUAAAGCUCAGCCUGAAUAGUUUUCUCAUUAUAGUGUUGAGGCCUUAUUAAUGGGCAUGUUGGCUUCAUCUGCCAGUUCAUUAAUAAUGUCCUUUGCUGCAUUUUUAUUGUUAUUUUUUUAAGUUAUGUCAUGUUCCAAUAGUGCAAUUAAGUAAUUUGUGAAUCAAGUCAGUGUUUGUGUUAAUUUGAUGCAAUGACUGGCUUAAUAACAGGUCUAGCAAGGUUUGGCAAGUGGUAAACUGUUAUUCAUAAGAAUAUGGCCCAGAAGAAGGCAGAAGGUAGCAGAAAAGUAUUUCUAGGCACUUCUGUAGUCUUACUUUACGUACCAUAGUGCCAGUAAAAAAACCAGCAGAAGCAAGAUUCCUAUAAGUAAAAAUAAUAAUAAUAAUAAUUGAAAGGACAUUGGAAUUCUUUUGGUUGAGGUGAGCUAAACUGAAAUGCCAGUUUCAGAAUUACUUUAUUUUUAUUUUUGUUUCUGAACAAGCAUAAUGCAUAUAAAGAAAGCAGUUGUUACUAAGAUUCUUCCUAUUUAUGAAGGAAUGUGAUUUUUAUCUUAAGUUUUGUAUGUUUAACUUUUAUCAAAUAAACGUUAAAAUGGA